This is a messenger RNA of Rattus norvegicus (Norway rat), 10824 nucleotides long. It is a transcript of the gene Septin11, whose product is annotated as septin 11. The record is from RefSeq and is a predicted model, not a curated record. Gene Ontology annotation, molecular function: GTP binding. Gene Ontology annotation, cellular component: cytoskeleton; dendritic spine; synapse. Lineage: Eukaryota; Metazoa; Chordata; Mammalia; Rodentia; Muridae.
CGCGGGCGAGCAGAUGCGGCUGGAGGCGCGCGGGAGCCGGGCGCGAGCAGGGCGCAGCCGCGAGGGAGGCGCGGGGGAGGCCAGCGGGAGCCGGAGCACCAGCAGCAGCCAGUGUCGGUGAAGAGCAGCCGGGCGCAGCCAGAGCCACAGUCGCGAUGGCCGUGGCGGUGGGGAGACCGAGUAAUGAAGAACUGCGAAACUUAUCACUUUCUGGCCAUGUUGGAUUUGACAGUCUCCCUGACCAGCUGGUCAACAAAUCCACUUCUCAAGGAUUCUGUUUCAACAUCCUGUGUGUGGGAGAGACAGGUAUUGGCAAAUCCACAUUGAUGGACACUUUAUUCAACACCAAAUUUGAAAGUGACCCAGCUACUCACAACGAACCAGGUGUCCGGUUAAAAGCCAGAAGUUACGAACUGCAGGAAAGCAACGUACGGCUGAAGCUAACCAUUGUUGACACAGUGGGAUUUGGAGACCAGAUUAAUAAAGACGACAGCUAUAAGCCCAUAGUGGAGUACAUUGACGCCCAGUUUGAGGCCUACUUGCAAGAGGAAUUGAAAAUUAAGCGUUCUCUCUUCAACUACCACGACACGAGGAUUCACGCCUGUCUUUACUUUAUCGCCCCCACGGGACAUUCACUGAAGUCCCUGGACCUGGUCACCAUGAAGAAGCUGGACAGCAAGGUGAACAUCAUCCCAAUCAUUGCGAAAGCCGACACCAUCGCCAAGAACGAAUUGCACAAGUUCAAGAGUAAGAUCAUGAGUGAACUCGUGAGCAACGGAGUCCAGAUAUAUCAGUUCCCCACCGAUGAGGAAACGGUGGCCGAGAUUAAUGCAACGAUGAGUGUCCAUCUCCCAUUUGCAGUGGUUGGCAGUACCGAAGAGGUGAAGAUUGGCAACAAGAUGGCGAAGGCCAGGCAGUACCCUUGGGGUGUGGUGCAGGUUGAGAACGAAAACCACUGUGAUUUUGUGAAGCUGAGGGAGAUGCUGAUCCGAGUGAACAUGGAGGACCUGCGAGAGCAGACGCACACUCGCCACUACGAGUUGUAUCGGCGCUGUAAGCUCGAGGAGAUGGGCUUCAAGGACACUGACCCUGACAGCAAGCCCUUCAGUCUCCAGGAGACAUAUGAAGCAAAGAGGAAUGAGUUCCUGGGAGAGCUGCAGAAGAAGGAGGAGGAGAUGAGACAGAUGUUUGUCAUGAGAGUGAAGGAGAAAGAGGCGGAGCUCAAGGAGGCGGAGAAAGAGCUUCAUGAGAAGUUUGACCUCCUGAAGCGGACUCACCAAGAGGAGAAGAAAAAGGUGGAAGACAAGAAGAAGGAGCUUGAGGAGGAGGUGAGCAACUUCCAGAAGAAGAAGGCGGCGGCUCAGCUCUUGCAGUCGCAGGCCCAGCAGUCUGGGGCCCAGCAGACCAAGAAGGACAAGGAUAAGAAAAAGCUCUAGGGUCUUGUGGCUUCCCAGUCACCCAGAAACAACGAGAAGCCUCACAUCUCACGAUUCUCAAACGGCUGUUUGAGCGCACGACCACGGGACCACACUUCCUUCCUCUCACAACCGAGAUACGGAGAGAAUACAAAAUGUACGCAGCGCUGAGGUCCGGAGGAAGGCUAGUCAGGAAAACACGGCGUUACUUUGCAAAGGUACAAGAUAAAAUCUUAAUUUAGAUCGCUCUUGGAAGAAAUUGAUCUACAGAACUAAGGAGCAGCUCCUAAUUUAUAAUGUGCAUGAAUGAAGCAAUUUAUUAAAAACUAAUCAGAGGGCCUUCUUGGCUGGCAAAGGUGAGUGGCACACAGUUCCCUAUUGCCCUAGUUGGAUCCCUGGAAUUGAUGUGAAUGUGAAAGGAGAGAGAUUACUACAUGAACUUGUGUGCCAUGGGUUCAACUCCCUACCAUACAAAUGACAAUAAAUGAAUCAAUAUUUAAAAUAUGCCCUUGGUAUUUGAUAAGUUCCAGGGAUACAUAGAAUGAAUAUACGGAAUGUUUCUAUGUCUAAAAAAUUCACCACUGAUCAUCAAAAGCAGUGAGGUAGACGUUGCUGCCCAGCCCUGAUCCCUUUUACAGGCCUGGAGGUCAUCCAUCCACUGUUCACUGCCACAGAUAACACUGUAGUGGCUUUCUUCCGACACUUGACUGUCUUUGUGGACCUGCCUAAUGAGACUGGUGUGGGAUUCAUAGUGAGAACUUGUCUCAGAGCAAUGGAUCCAACAAGGCAAAAAUGAAAAAGCAACAUUCCAGCACUAGUCAAUUGUUGGCAUGCUGCUCUUCUAGGAGCUUUGCAACACUGUUGUGUGUUAACAAUAGCCCAACAGGUGGUGUCAUCCUCUUCAAAGAGGAGGAAACUGAAGCACACAGCUGUAAGCAACUUUCCCCACUCCUCACUAAAGGAUUUAGAGUCAGGAAAUCUGGCUAGAAUUCAUAAUCUGACCAUUAAAGACUCAUUGCCUUUCGAUGAGGGUAGCGGUUGUUAAGGAGAGCUAACGCUUAGGAUUCUCCAGGUACAGAUUUUUACGGCACACAGAAUGAACUGAAGAAUCUGAGAGAACAAUUUAGGAAGACAUCAUCUUGAUUCUCACAUUGUAGUAACGAACUUCUAGAUUAAGCGGGUGGGGUCAGUUUCUGUGGUGAUCUGCGGUCCCUUAAAUGACAAGGGUGUUGAAAUGUGGGUGAUGAUUAUUAAAACACAUGUGAACACCAAUGUUUUUAUUAAAAAGCCCAGCUGGGUUUUACGAGAUGUUUGUCUAUUUGCAUUUUAAGAGGAGAGAGACUGCAAAGUGCUGAAAACUCAUUUUAAAAUAUCCCCCUUACAACUUAUUAAAAAUUUGAAAUUGUUUAUCAUUUAGAAGAUGCUACACAAAUGCAGGCUUCCCAGGAUUCUGCAUACCAUGUCACUGGCUUACAGUGUUGUUUAUUAUGCAAAGAACAUAGUAUAUUCACUAUAGGAGGAAAACUCCAAGAUGGCAGGCAUUACAGUGUGUCUAGAAAACAAGGCUGCCCCUCUGGAAUGAGAGCAGAAGCCGGAGUGGUGCAUGUCAGGAGACCAUUGCCAAGAGUACUUGCUGAGGUGGAGCGUGCCUUCAUGUGUCCUUUCUUCACUUGUUAAGCUGGCCCAAGGUUCCUGUUAGAGUCCCAACAAGAGUUAAGAAUGUGUGGUGGCGGACAAACGUAGUCCUGACCCUUGGGAGGCUGGAACAGGAGGUAUGCUUGAGCCCAAGGGUUUGCAACAAAUCAACAUUCAAGACUCUGACGCAUAAGAAUGUAUAAAGAAGUAACUACAACAAGAAAUUAGGUCUAGCGAGCAUUUAUUGUAUUUGGAGUGUUCCACUGUACCAGACUAUGUAAGCCCUAACACAGGGCACUGUUCCAGGGAAGGGAGGAGAAGACAGGGAAGGGAGAGGAGAGUGAGAGGAAGGUUCAGAGGUAAGUAAGGGGUAAGAGCUGGACUAUGGGGAAUUAUUAUGGGGGACAGCAAAUUCAGUUGGGGUAACAAAAGGCAGGCUCUGAGAAAAACACUGAAAGAGAGCUGUAAAAGAGAUUUUUCAAAAUGUUUUGGCCUAACUGCCCAGGAUCAGAGAGGGUGUUUUGUUUCUUGAUUGCUUUCAUUUAGUUAAGAGUUGUCUCGCCCAAUGCAGUAGAGAUAAAGUUUCAUCCCUAACAUUACUCCCUCUACAACAUUAGGCGCCUCCUAAUGCCAGGCUGAUAAGGCCAACCACUGCCCAACCCCACACUUUUAGGCACCAAGGUCUGCAUGGAAAUGCCAAGAUUUGGAUUUGCCCCUCCAGCAACAGAAGAGAGUUGAGCUUCUAUUAUACUAUGACUACUUGUGGCAUCUCUUUUUUUUUUUUAAUUUAAGGUUUAUUUAUUUAUUGUAUGUGAGUACACUGUAGCUGUCUUCAGACACACAAAAAGAGGACAUCAGAUCCUAUUACAGAUGGCUGUGAGCCACCAUGUGGUUGCUGGGAACUGAACUCAGGACCUCUGGAGGAGCAGUCAGUGCUCCUAACCACUGAGCCAUCUCUCCAGCCCUCCUUUGUGCCAUCUUUUUUGUCUCCUUUUUUUUGCUUGUUUGUUUGCUUUUUUUAAAGACAGGGUUUAAUGUAGCUCGGGAUGGCCUCAGACUUGCUAUGUAGCCCAUGCUGGCCUUGAACUCCUGAUCCUCUUGCCUCUACCUUUUAAGUGCUGAGAUUACAGGCAGGUGGCACCACACCUGGUCUCUUCGUGCUUUUUAUGCUUCUGCCACAAUUGCUAACCCUCCAGCCUCUUUUAUGGAGUUCCAAUUAUUUUUAUUAUAAGACUAAUAAGGCAUAAUCUUACCCUACUUAGCUGGAUACAUAUUCUCAAUAGCUGUGCUGGCUAGUAUUAUGUCAACUUGAGACAAGUAGACUCAUCUGAGAGAAGGGACCCUCAGUUGAGAAAAUGCCUCCCUAAGAUCUGGCUCGAGGCAGAUGUGGGGCAUUUCUUAUUUAGUGAUUGAUGGGGGAGGGCUCGUCCCAUUGUGGGUGGUGCCACCCCUGGGCUGGUGGUCCCAGAUAAGAAAGCAGGUGGUGUAUAAGAAAACAGGCUAAGCAAGCCAUGGAGAGUAAGCAAGGAGGAAGCACUUCCCCAUGGCCUCAGCAUGAGGUCCUGCUUUUAGGUUCCUGCCUUGUUUGAGUUCCUGCCCUGAUUUCCUUCAAAGAUGAACUAUGGUAUGGAAACAUAAGUGAAAUAAACCCUUUCUUCCGGUCUUAGUUAGGGCUUUAUGGCUGUGAUGAGGCCACAUGACCACGGAAACGCUUACGAAGGAAAACAUUUACUUUUGCUGGCUUACAGGUUCAGAGGCUUCAUCCAUUUAUUCUCCUGCCGGGGAGCAGGAGGCACACAGGCAGACUUGAUGCUGGAGAAGUAGCUAAGAGAUCUACAUCUUGAUCUACAGACUGAAGAAGACUGUAUGCCACACUGGACAUAGCUUGAGCAUAGGAGACCUCAGAACCCACCCCUGACAGUAACACACUUCCUCCAACAAGGCCACACCUGCUCCAACCAAGGCCACAUCUCUUAAUAGUGCUACUCCCUAGGGCCAAGCAAGCACACAUCUGAAUCUAUGGGGCCACUCCUAUUCAAGCCACCACACCUCCCCAUGUUGUUCUUGGUCACGAUGUUUCAUUACAACACUAGAAACAUGAAGACAUUAGCGGUAUCAAGAAAUGGUGCUUAAACUGCUGGGUUUUCAGUAUGACACAAGGCAGGAAUACCAUACACACCACAACAAAGUGCUCUACUUGGAGGGGACGUGUAAUGGCUGUGUUAGGAGUGGCUAAUUGGUAUCUCAGUGUAGAGAGACUUCCAACUGUCAGGUCCAAAGGAAACUCCAUUUCCCCAAAUUCCAAAAGGCAGUCUAAAUAUCCACAAAUGUGCUGGUCCUGGACUGCAGGGGGUUUUCUGGUGAUUAGAUAAAAGGCAAGGCAGUAUUCCUCUGGAAGCUGUGUCCCUGUGGGUGCCCGCCCCCCUUCCAGGCUUUCUCAGUAACACAAUGACCUGUUACACAUUUCAAAGUCUAGCCCUUCUCACCACCUCCUGUACCUUAAACUCCCUCUAGCUUGUGGGCUUCCCUCUCCCAGCUGCUCAUUCCUCAUUCCUCUUACAACCCUGCUAUUUUAGAUAUUCUCUCUCUCUCUCUCUCUCUCUCUCUCUCUCUCUCUCUCUCUCUUUCUCUCUCUCUCCCCCCUUCUGCUUCUGUCAUGGCCAGGUCCAGUCUGCUGGCCAUGUUCAGUCUACUUCUUUCUCUCUGCACUGGACUCCUCCAGUCCUCCAGAUGCCUCUGGCUGCUCUGCCCCUCACAUCGAUAAUAAAACCCUUCCCCUUAACCAUUCCGUGGAGCAGUCCCACCAUCUGUUUGAACACCAACCUCAACUAUAACAGGGCCAGAGGAGACAAGACUAUGUAGCUGUCUGUAUCCAGAGCAACUCCUGAGACCAAGAGGAGAAUUUACAGGGAACUGCAAAAAAAGACUAAAGGGGCCAAAACGAGGUUAUUACAGAAAUGUCUGUUAAUUGCAGGAAGCAGUUACCACUUUGAGACGGGGCUGGAAAGAUUUCAAUACUUAAAGUUUUGAAGCUUUAAGCUGGGUGUAAUGGUGCACACCUUUAACCCCAAUACUUGGGAGGCAGAGGCGGGUGGAUCUCUGAGUUCUGGGGCAAUCUGGUCUACAGAGUGAGUUCCUGGGACAGACAGGGCUACACAGAAAAGCUUUGUCUCAAGCAACCAACUGUUGGGGUAGAAAUCUCGGCUCACGCACCGGGACACCAAACCAACAUGGUUCCACGUGGAGAAGUUUAAUGAGAGAAGAAUAGAAGUGAGGAUAAGGCCGGCCAUGGGCACAUGGGGGGGGGGGAAGUGGAUGGGGUGGGGAGAGAAGGGACAGGGACAGAGGGGAAAAGAGCAGAGAAGAGAAGAGCAAAGAGAGAGCAAGAGGGAGAGGAGGGGGCAAGUAGCCCCCUUUUUAGUCAGGCACAGCUGGCUGUUGCCAGGCAACUGUGGGGGUGGAGCUUAGACCGAAUACCAACACCAACCGCCAAAGUUUAGAAGCUUAGUAGAGAGUCCCAUGGAGCCGAAAUCAGACAAGCAGAUGAAGCACUGCUCAGCCUGGUCUCUGAAGUGGAGCAAAACGAAGUUGGUUCUGAAAACAAAGGAAGAACUGCAAGCUGAAUCAAGCUGUUGUACGGAAGGAGAAAAGCAGCGCUGAAGUGUGGAGAAACGUAAGGUUGCAGGUGUUCCGGUCAAUAGACUCCUAUCAGUGCUCCUGUGAACAACCCUGACGAAGCUCACUGUGAGAAAAAGACAUGAAAGUAGAGGGGGGAUGAGUCAGGAUGAGGAAAGGAAUCAGGAGGGGUGGGAUGGGACACGGAGGGCAGUGGGUGAAUGUGAUCAACAUGAAUUGUGUACGUGUAUGAAAGCGUCAUCAUGGAAAUGAUUAUGCAUAAUGAAUGUGUCAAUAAAAUAUAUAUAUUUUUAAAGAAACGAUGCCGGGAGUGAUGCUCAAAAGCACAAAAAGCCGAAGUAAAACACGACAAAACUCCUUCCGAUCUCCUUCCCUCCGGCAGUAUCCUAAUAGCACACACCCCAUAAACAGGGAUGGCAAGGCAGGCACGUGGUUUGGAAUUGGUUCAAUGCACUAGUGGAAUUGCCUUCUGAAUUCACUUACAAUAGCAGGUGAGGGACGGAGAGUUAACACCACAUGGACUAAUCUUUGAAUCAGCAACCAGUAGUUAGUCCUGAACGGCAUCACCAGGUAGCCCAUGGAAUCGCAGCGACACAUUUGAAGCUGAGAGAUAAUAGUUCAGUAACCGACUGCCUACACUCAUCCAGCCUCACCACCAACUAGAAGAACUCUAUUACCUCCAGCAAAAUUCUAUUAUCCAAGUUUGACAUGGUGGCACAUGUCGUCAAUCGCAGCACUGCAGAAGUCAAGGCCAGUUAGGACCACAUAGUGAGAUUCUAUUUUGUUUUUUAAAUUCCAUUAUGCUUGGUAUGAAUGAAGACUAAUUUUUACCAUCUUCCAAAAUGAGGAGACACAGAGUGCUAGUAGACAGUCUGUCUGGAAAGUGUGAUCCAAGCUUUUGUACCAAAAUAUCUGCAUAUCUAUUUGGAUUGACUUUGUUUUUCAUUGCUACAGUUUUGCUCUAAAUGUUAUUAUUGUACACCAAACUACUUCAAGGAUCCUUAAAGAAUCCCUUGGCUUCAGACACAAUGUUCUCUGCCACUACUGUGUUACUGCAAUCCAAUGUGUUCUCAGUCAUUUGGAACAAUCAUCCCAGCCCAUAAUAUGAAGAGCCAAAAUAAAGAUUAUGUCAUCUCAACUUCCAAUUCUAUUGAGCCAUUGCCAUGUCUCCUGGGUAAGCAUUCUGCCCUUGUUCCCAAGCAGGAAGGCAAAGCUGCUGUGACUGGUCACAGGUAGAUUAAGGGACCCAUUUCCACUUCUACCCUGACAUCUCCUUCUGUGUGUUUUGGUUACAGAAGGAAGGACUAGCUACUGGCUGCUGAUUGAACUAUUAGUCCAUGUUGUGUUAACACUCCGUCCCUCAUCUGUUAUUGUAAGUGCAUUCAGAAGGCAAUUCCGCUAGUGCAUUAAACCUGCCCGGAGAAAAAUGUGCCAAGACAAACUCCAUAGAAAUGAGCCCACUGCUGCAUUCCUCUCACUGUCAGAUGCAGUAUUUGAUCCGGGGUAAUGUCAGAAUGCCAUGAUGGUGAGCAAGGCAUCCCGAACGUCCACAAAUGGUGACACUUGCAAACCCGACCCAAGGAAGGUAAAUGAAGUCACGUCAGUCCUUAUCGAAACGUAGUAAAGUAUCUGUCUCCUCAAUCUUGUGAGGCUCCACUCUAUGCAGUGGCUGGUGUUCUGGAACAAGUUGCUAGUGUCGAGUCUCUUUUGCUGGCCCCUGAGGCACACACCAGCCCAUAAUAACCUCUACUGUUGCUACUCUAUAUGUAGUACCAUAAGCAAACCUUGGAGAAAGAAACAUAUUGAAAACGAACCGCAUGCCAUUUUGAAGUAUUCAUGUGAAUAGCAAAUGUUCUGAUGCCCAUUUCGAGAGCUCGAGCCACACGCUUCUCCCCAAGACCUUUUAUUAACCAGUGCUCUGAAAAUUGCUUUCCCACUAAGUUUUCAAUAUCCCCCAAACUGUUAACAAGUAUUAACAAAAUAGGGUAAGUUCACACUGGUGGAUACGGUGGUGGUUUGAAUAUGCUUGGUGGGUGGCAAGUGCUACUAUUAGUAGGUGUGGACGUGUUGGAGUGGGUGUGGCCUUGUUGGAGUGGGUGUGGCCUUGUUAGAGUAAGUGUGGCCUUGUUGGAGGAAGUUCAUCACUGUUUGGGGCUGGGGGCGACUUUGAGAGCCAAUGCUCGAGCUCGUAUCUCAAGUGGAUGAAAGUCUCCUUCUGGCUCUCUUUGGAUCAAAAUGUAAAAUUCUCAGCUCCUCCAGCACCAUGGUCUGCUGGACGCUGCCAUGUUUUCCACCGUGAUAAUAAUAGACCGAGUCUCUCAAACUGUAAGCCGGCCCCAAUUAAAUGUUAACCUUUAUAAGAGUUGCCUUAUUUAUUCACAGCAAUAAAACCUUUAGACAUCACCCAGCAAAGGCAAGAUGAGCAACCCAAUGCACUGUUUAAAUGCCUCCUUCCGUGCGUAGUUUAUCACCGUUCAAAGACACGCAAGUGAAAUGAUCGCAAUUGUUCGCCCAAUUAAACAGUGCACUGGCUGGAUUAUCAUCCGUCUUCAUUACUUUUCUGUUGCUGUGAUAAAAUACCAUGACCAGAAAUGACUUACGGAAGAAAGAGUUUACUUCAAUGCCAGGCGGAUACAUCCAUCGCGACAACACGGCAGCAAGUGACAGGCAUGGUAGAAGGAACAGACAGCAGAACAAAAUGGAAGUCGGGUGAGGCUUUAAGGUCUCUAAGCCCACUCCCAAUGGCAUUCUGUCUCAGUCAAUGUUCCUUUGCUGAAGAGACACACCAUGGCCAUGGCAACUCUUAAAAAGAAAAGCAUUUAAAUCCCCUCUGCCAAUGCCUUUAAUCCAAAACUCUUCAGCUGAGUCUCAUGCAGACUUUUUGGACAGGGGCCAAAAGGAGCCACAUUCUUCACCAAAACAUCACAAGAAUGGUCUCUAGGCCACAUACUAAUAUUCUUUCCCUCUGAUACUUCUUGAGCGAGGUCCCCCACAAUUCAAAUCACCCCCAGCACUAUUGUCUUAGAUGCUUCUACUAGGAUGGCCCCAUUAAGCCUCACUUAAGUCUUAAAGUGUGAGUCAUUAAGUCUCACAAAGUCUCAAAGUGUUUCAUAUUCCUCGAAACGAAAGCCUGGUCAGAUCUGUCACAGUAAUAACCCCAGUUCCCGGAACCAACUUUUGCCUUAGCCAAUGUUCUAUUGCUGUGAACAGACACCAUGACCAUGACAACUCCUAUAAAGGAAAACAUUUAAUUGGGGCUGGCUCGCAGUUUCAGAGGUUUGGUCUAUUCUCAUGGCGGUGGCGGGGGUGGGGUGGGGUAACAUGGCAGUAUACAGGAAGGCACAGUGUUGAGAGGUAGCUAGGAGUUCUACAUCUGAAUCAUCAAGCAGCCAGAAGAGAAGGACACAACCUGGCUUGAGCAUUUAAAACCCGAGGCGCCCCCCCCCCCCGUGUCAUAUUUCCUCCAACAAAGCCACAUCUACUCCAAAAAUACUCCCCUCCUAGUGCCACGCCUUGGUGGCCAAGCAUUCAAAUAUUGAGCCUGUGGGACCAUUCUUAUUUAAACACAUAAUUCCACCAGCAAGGCUACACCUCUCAAACCUCCCCAAACAGCAUGGUCAACUAGGGACCCAAUAUUCAAAUACCAGAGCCUAUGAGAGAUGUUUCUCAUUGAACCCACCCUUCUACCUAUAAAUCAGGACCUUCUUCCACAUCUUCAUCAACUGGCGAUAAAAGAAAUUCAUGACCAUGAUGUAGCUCAGGUGAAAGAACACUCAUAUGGUAUGCACGAAGCCCUGGGCUCGAUCCCUAUCAUCACAGACCCCACACAUCACGACAUCUGUAAUCCCUGAACUCAGCAGACAGAAGUGUAAGGAUUAGAAGGUCAAGACUGGGCGCAAAGUGGCUCCCUGGCUGACGGUCCUUGCAGUGAUGUAAGCCUGGCUGUCUGAGUCAAUCCCUGGGACUUACAUCAAGGUGGAAUGUGAAAACUCACUCCCCAGAGUUGUGUUUUGUCCUCCAUGUGUGCACUACGGCAUGUGCAGUCACAUUCACGAUAGUAACGAGUAGAAUAAAAAUUCAAGGCCGUCCUCAGAUACACUGCAAGACUCUGUCUUCAACUUAAAACAACAUGUAAAAA